Messenger RNA from Cyphellophora europaea CBS 101466, 576 nucleotides. RefSeq lists its product as uncharacterized. The record is from RefSeq and is a predicted model, not a curated record. Gene Ontology annotation, molecular function: structural constituent of ribosome. The transcript has a single exon. NCBI's taxonomy places the organism in Eukaryota, Fungi, Ascomycota, Eurotiomycetes, Chaetothyriales, Cyphellophoraceae. The coding region runs from base 1 to 576 and encodes 191 amino acids. Gene Ontology annotation, cellular component: mitochondrial large ribosomal subunit.
AUGCCACCCACCAGCCUCAAAUCACAGGCCCCCUCAGAAAUCGCAACUACGCCAUCAGACUCAACAACCUUGCGUUCCCCUAUCUCGGCCACCAAGCCCCUCGUCCUCUCAAAAUCCAUACAGGCUCUUCUGCCGGCACUGCACGCCCAACGCCCACACUACCUUACCGUGCACGUCCACCGCUUCCCCUACCUCCUCACGGCCGGCGACCUCGUGCGCCUCCCCUUCCACAUGCACGGCGUCUCCCCCGGCGACAUUCUCCGCCUGAACCGCGCCUCUCUGCUCGGCUCGCGGGACUUCACACUCAAGGCCGGGCUGCACCACACCGAGAGCUACGACGCGAAGCGGACCGGCGAGCCGAAUUAUCUGGACGAGAGGCUGUUUGAAUGCCGGGCGCGCGUCAUGGGCGUCGAGAGCCAGCCGAUGGAGAUCAAGGAGAAGAAAAAGAGGCGGAAUCGCCGUGUGAGGACCGUGAAGAGCAAGCAUAAGUAUACGGUGCUAAGGGUCAUGGAUGUGCGGGUGAGAAGCCUGGAGGAGUUGAAGGGGGAGGUGGGCACGCAGUUGGUCCUUGAAUAG